GGAGCGGGACACUCUGAGGGGAUCGGGACCCUUCUCAAGUGCUGAGGGAUUUGGGGUCACCUGAAGCGCUGAGGGCAGCGAGACCGUCUGAGGGGAGCGGGAACUGAGGGGAUCGAGACCCCGAGGUGCCACGGGGAGCGGGGCGCCCUGAGGGGAGCGGGACCCUCCUGAAAUGCUGAGGAGAUUGGGGUCCCUUGAGGGUGUCGGGAUCCUCCUGAAGUGCUGACGGGGUCGGGGUCCCCAGAGGAGCUUGGGGAAGAGUUCGGCACUCCCUAAGGAGGGAGCUGUGUCGGGGGCGGCCGGCGUGUCCCACAGCAGCGUCCACCCUGGUCCUGGAUGUUGAACUCCCCCGGCACAGCUGAGCCCAGCCCGCAGCUGUGGGUGCCGUGCCCGGAGCCAAGGAAAUGCCAUUAAAUCGUAGUGGUUUCACCUGAAGAAUCCCUUAGAGGUGCUACUGGUGUAAAAGAUGAGGCUGAAUGAGAGCCGAACAAGAUCCUUCCAGGCUCCUGUCACUGUCCACAACUUCCCGGACAGGCAGGUGUAUGUGUUUCCCAAUGGCCGAUCUGACUCAGAUGAGUCCUCAGAGGAGGAGCUCAACGUGAUGGAAUUGCGGCCCAGGGGCAAGGAGCAGCAGCGGGGCAGCGCUGCCCGGGACAGGCUGGGGGACGUGGUGCUUCUGGAGCGGGAGAUCACCGAGGGGGAUAACCUCAACAAGCUGGCCCUGCAGUACGGCUGUAAGGUUGCGGAUAUCAAACGUGUCAACAACUUCAUCCGGGAGCAGGACCUGUACGCACUGAAGUCCAUCAAGAUCCCGGUGCGGCCAUACGGGCUGCUCACGGAGAGCACCGGGGCGCUGCGGCUGCCCCCAGCGGAGCCCGCCCAGCCUGGCCUGACACGCGUGGAGCUGCCAGAGCCCGACCCAGGCGCGGGCGGCUCCGCUGGCGGCCGGCGCCUCAGCGAGUACUUCAGGGGCAUUGACCAGAGCAUCCAGGACGCCGUGCAGGUGGAGGUGCAGCUGAACGCGCAGCUGAACGCGGAGUACGGCGUGGAGGCGCUGGAAAGGCCCCUGCUCGAGGCAGGGAAGCGGGAGACUGGUAAUGGUGCAGACUGUGGAAUCCAGUGGUGGAACGCCGUUUUUAUUAUGCUCCUGAUAGGAAUUGUCCUGCCAGUAUUUUAUAUCAUCUAUUUUAAAACGCAAGGCCUGGUGGCCCGCACCUUUAACAUAACCUCAAAUGUUUCAACAACUGGAUUGGAAGGGAAAUUACCACAAGGCUCAGUUGUAGGAAAAAAAUCCUAAGGGGAAGGGGCAGCCCACUCCAGCCUCUCCAGCAGUGAUGCCCAUGUGCUUAUGACUGACUCAAGUGCUUCCAAGGGGAUACAACAAUACAGAUUAUUUUUAUAAGUAGCUGAUGAUGUAAUCCUGAAUUUGACUGAAAAUGAGGUGAUGUGAUUUUUGAUGGAAAAAUAAGGAUGUUUUGUUGCUUACAGAGAUCAUCAUCGAGGUGGCUUAAGAGUUGGGAACUCUGUUUAGGGGAAAGUGGUUUGUAGCAAUUUACUCAUUGUGGUUGCUUCAGCUAUUUCUUAAUGAUGUGUCUAGAAGCAACUCCUUUGCUGCUGAGCUAGAGUGCGCAGUAUUAAUGUGGUUGGAAAGUUGGGGGUUGUUCACAUUUUAAGGAAACACUUUUUGCUGGAAUGGAAGAGGGGGGGGGACACUUUUUCUCAGAAGUGUCAUUUUUGUCUCUUGCAGACCAUGGUGGUUUUGGCCUGCUUGAACUUAAUGAUGCCUUUUGGGGCUCUAAGCUGGGUGUGCCAGGGCACAAGGACACUGCCAGCACCCCACCUUGUCAUCCCCCUGAGCAAACCUUUGAGCUGUGUUCCAUUAGGAUGUGUCAGGCCCACCCCUGGGAAGGGUGAGCCCAGACUUCUUCCCCACAGUGAAACCCUUCAGAGAUGGCUCUUGCGAUCUGGAGGUCCCAGUGCAGGAUCUGCACUGUUCAGGGUUUUGCUCAGCCCUGCAUGGCCCCGGGUGGGCAGAGGGUGUUGGAAGAGGACAGGAGAGCAGGAGAGAGGAGUCACAUGCACUUCUCAAGGGUUCAUUUGCUGGCAGAAGGUCUAGUCAGUAUUAUUUGCUAAAAAAACUAAUAAUAGUCUACAGUGGUGCUUCUCAGACACCCGGGCUUGGUCAUGGAAUUACUUCCUUGUGUGCAGUCUGGGCAGGAGUGAAGUGCUGAGCUGGGUGCAGGUUGCAAGGUCCAGGACUGAAGUCCAAGAAGAAGGAAGGAUGAAGCCUUUAUAGGAGAGGACUGUGCAGCUGCUGAUUGUGACAGGUUUCUGUGAACUGACAGUGUGCAUUAAAAAGCUUCGCAGGGCAGUGGAGACGUCGGUCAGUCCGAGGGCUGUGCUCUUCAGGGCCAGUCAGCAAACACUACCUGCUGCAAGGGAGCAGCAAGGCAGCCCUUGGGAGCUUCGCUAAAGUGAAGAAUUUGCCUCAGAAGUUUGAUUCAGCAAAUUCCAGACCUGUGGGCAGAGGUGAAGGCUUUCCUAUACCAGACACUAAGGGAUUUUGCAUGGGCAGCUGCCAUUGUUGCUGAGGGUGAGGGCAGAGCUGGUGGGCAGGUGCAGGAAGCACUGUCCUCCCCACCUCAGCCCUGUCCCAUUUGGAGCUUCCCAGCUGCCAGCAGGCCCCCAGGGCUUCUCCGGCAGCCCGAAGCCUGCUGGGGCAGAGCAGGGGCUGGAGAGGGGCUGUGGUACAAGCACCUGUUGUACAGGUGUAACCUCAGCCUGGCCUGAGGAAGAGCAGCCUGGCAGUGUCUGCCUGGAUGGGGAGGACUGAAGCUUCUCCAGCAAGGUGAGGAGCCCCACACCACACAAGCAGAACCAUGUGCUGUUACAAUGAGAACCUAUGUUUCCGGCAGUUCUCAAAAGUGGGAACCUAAUUUUGUAAAUGAGCACUCUAAAGUAUCUUACAGUGAACAAAAACUUGUAUUUUUCUUCUAUGAAGAGCUGUAUCUCUUGGUUCUGGGGAGGGGGGGAUUCUUACAUUUUUAAAUAAAGCCACAUGAAAUAAAAGCGCAAGGGGCACAGCUUGUGCGUUUUUUGCUAUCACCUGCCUUAGAAAGUGGGGUCCCUUGCAGCCUUACCUCAGCCCCUGCAGUGAGAAGCAGGAGUGGAAGCGGGGCUGGAGGGGUGGGACUGGCCUUGGGCUCUCCACUCUGAAUGGACCCUGGUUUAUCUGCCAGUUCCCUUAAGUGUUUUGUAAAAAAGGUUCUUAGCAAGCAUCAGUCCUUGAGUGUAGUAACAAGCGUGUGUGAAUUCCUGUUGAUGAAAAUGCUCAUGGCUGCAGUUUCAAACCAACACCUCGCACCUGAAUUGGACACCUGGAGGGGGCAAGGACGCGCCAGACAGGACCACGUGCUCUGCAAACACGAGAGAGGCUGGAGUACACAGUAAAAGCCAGUAUCUUUACUUUAGUGAAUGCAGGAUACAAAUAUUUUACAACAACCUCUAGCAUUUUCUUAACCAUUUGAUAAAAAGUUCACUAGAAUAUUUAUUGUAUAUUGAAGAAAAAACAACACAUUCAGGGAAAAAAAUUGAGAUUAACUUAUUUUUUUUCUUAAAAGAUUCGUCUCAAGGAUGGCAACAAAGUCCAGCUUGUGCCGCCAAACGGCUUAUCAGCAUUAAACCGUGAACAGCUUCUUGUGAACUGUUGACUACAAACAUUUACCAAAUACAUAAAUCUCUUUUAAAAAAGCCAUUUUAAAUAUAGCAAAGCAGUGUUCUCUUGCACAGCAAAGUGAAGAAAGGUUCUACUAAGAUUUAAAUGUUUACAUUGGUUAAGUCUUUCGUUCACAUUCGGAUUUAACUUCUGCCCAGGAUCAAUUGUUAGGAGUUGUUUUGUUCCUUAUUUACUAUGUAUUUCUUGUGCGCACAGUAACUCGCAAGUUUCUGAUGCAUUAGUGUCCUUGGAGGGAAGGCAAGGCUAAAGCAGUUCUCUCUGAUGAGUCCCUGACACCGUGGCAUUCUCAAAACUAUUGUGAGAGCUCGAGGAUGGAGGUGAUUUGUCACAACAGAGAUAAAAAUCUUAAAUCAUUCAGACCUGACUGGGUUCAGCCCAGGAUUGGAUCCACUUGCACUUCAGUCAGCAGAGAUAAUUUUAAAAAGUUUUUUUUUUUUUAAACCUGUUGAAAUAUCUGUGCUAUGUCAUUUUUUUUUUAUAAAACAUUUUUACAAUUUCUAAAAAAGUAUGUUUCAAAGUGAGUUACUAGUUAUUAAAAACCAGGAUUCCCAUGUCCUCGGUGGCAGGAGGUGCUCCCAAGAGCAGAGAGCUGUGGAAGGACGUUUCUGCUGGGGCUAGGGCAGCACAGGGCCGCUCCCUGGCCCAGCUCUUUAGAACUGAUUCUAUUAUUUUUUUUUUAAUUCAUUGGUGCAAUUUCAAUACAAACUCUAACCCUUGUGUAGCUUUGUCUUUAAGAAAACAGUAGUUUAAGUACUGUUUAAAAACCUGCAUAGAAAUAAAGACUAUUGAGAUACAGUCAGCAAAGCCAUCUGAUAAGGCACACAAGAAAAUAGACAGUAAAUGUGAAUGCAGAACUCCCACUCGGAUGUACAGCAAAGUUCAUACAGGUGCAUAAAUCAUGGAACUCACAUCACUAGUCAGAGCAGCAAAAGGUUCCAGGGAGCAGCAAGUGAAUUCGGUCACUGGGGAACACAGCAGCCACUGGAACGUGUCCCGUCUGCCUCCAUGCUCCUGCCAGCCAGGAUGAACCCACGGCAAUAGGAAGCAGUUCCACGGGAAGGGCUGGGACUGGAGCCCCUGUGGGUUUUGACGUUGUCAGGACAACAGGGGACAGGGCUGGAGGCCGCAGGUACCACACAGGGCAGCCGGCCACGCUGCACCGCCCUUCUCACCCCUCCCUUACAGCAUCAAGGGAUUUUCUUAACUG
Messenger RNA from Corvus hawaiiensis (hawaiian crow), 4943 nucleotides. It is a transcript of the gene LYSMD4, whose product is annotated as LysM domain containing 4. The record is from RefSeq and is a predicted model, not a curated record. NCBI's taxonomy places the organism in Eukaryota, Metazoa, Chordata, Aves, Passeriformes, Corvidae. The coding region runs from base 467 to 1297 and encodes 276 amino acids. The transcript has 3 exons.